AUGCUACACGCGUUGGUUGACGAGGCCAGCGAUGGCGUAGGGACGACAAGGGCAUUUGCACGUCUUCUGGCCACGGGAAACGUGUUGUGUCUCUCUCCACAUAUGAAGGAGGCGAUGUGUGACGGUGUGCCGACAGAUGUGCGACUUUUCACAAUGACGACUCGCAGUGGACGUCGAGCAUAUCGCAAGAGUGUUAGAGUGACAGAGCGCACACGUUGCUCGAGUAACAUCACAGUGAUGUCAAUCUCAACUCUUGUGCUUUUCACACUGCUGAGCUACAGCGAUGUCGUUCAUUCGGCAUGCGUUUAUACUCAUCCAAGCGGCUACUCAUUGCGGUGGCUUGUUCUCGGCGACAAUGUGCUUUUCAAACUUGAAAACUCCAAUGUGUCCGUGAAUGAGUACACCGGUGUUGGUUUUGGAGAGAACUCGGGCAGGAGUAUGGAUCGAAUCAAUCAGUGGCAGCUCAACAGCAGCGGAGUCAAUGUGUUUGAGCUUGCUUCCCUGCGAAUGAGUUCGCAGUUACGAGCCUGUGAUAAUGGCUCGCUCAUAACUCUGAGUAGGCGAUACAGAAAUCGCAAUGUUCAAGCAGAAUUCGCCCGUCCGAUCGUCACAAACUCGUCCGAUUUGAACAUGUGCCAAACUUGGAACUUCAUCACUACGCCGACGAAGGUCGGUGACGGAUCUUAUUACGUAAAUUCAACUAAUUCAAAUAGUGUGCAGGUAUGCAAUAUAGCGGAGGAAUGUGAUGUACUGAAGAUGAUGAAUGCGAUGACAAUCACAACCAGUCCGGUGCCCGACCGUUCAGAGCCGAGAUUGUUUGGACAGCCAAAAGUGGUACGUGUUUGU
Ostertagia ostertagi is the source of this 846-nucleotide messenger RNA. The record is from the annotation of a GenBank genome assembly. NCBI's taxonomy places the organism in Eukaryota, Metazoa, Nematoda, Chromadorea, Rhabditida, Trichostrongylidae.